Molecule: messenger RNA, 1847 nt
Organism: Salvia splendens (bonfire salvia)
Lineage: Eukaryota; Viridiplantae; Streptophyta; Magnoliopsida; Lamiales; Lamiaceae
Product: aspartic proteinase 36
Exons: 10
Coding region: 38-1477 (479 amino acids)
Biological process (GO): proteolysis
Molecular function (GO): aspartic-type endopeptidase activity
Source: RefSeq, a predicted model, not a curated record
ACGACUUGUGCAGCGGAAAGUGAGAAACAGAGAAAAAAUGGAGUCGCGCUUCCACUCUCUCCUUCUCCCGCCGCUCCUCAUUUUUCUCUAUCUAUACCCAGUCUGCGGAAGCGGCGCCGGAGUCAUCAAAGUUAAUUACAAAUUCGCCGGCUCCGACGCCAGUCUCAGCGCCCUCAGAGCUCACGAUGAUAUCCGCCACCUCUCCAUCCUAGCCGGCGUCGACCUGCCCCUCGGUGGUACCGGUCGUCCUGACGCUUCUGGGCUCUACUAUGCUAAAAUAGGCAUUGGAACACCGUCAAUAGACUAUUAUGUACAGGUUGACACUGGAACUGAUAUAACUUGGGUUAACUGCAUUCAGUGCCAUCAAUGUCCCUGGCGAGGUUACCAUGGUAUUGAACUUCCCCUUUACAAUCCAAAAGAUUCUCUUACUGGAAAACUAGUGUCAUGUGAGCAAGAUUUUUGUAAAGAGGUCGGUGGAGGCUUAUCAGGUUGCAAUGCUAAUUCAUCAUGCUUGUAUACUGAGGUUUAUGGAGAUGGGAGCUAUACUAUAGGAUACUUUGUUGAGGAUGUUGUUCAGUAUGAUCGAAUAUCUGGGGAUUUGCAAACAAAAUCAACAAAUGGAAGUGUUAUUUUUGGAUGUGGUGCCCAACAAUCUGGAGAUCUGGGGCCAUCAGAUGAUGCAGUUAAUGGAAUAUUGGGUUUUGGAAAAUCUAACUCGUCAAUGCUUUCACAGCUAGCUUUGUCUGGAAGAGUGAAAAAGAUGUUUGCUCAUUGCUUAGAUGGUGUCAAUGGUGGAGGUAUCUUUGCUAUUGGGCAUGUUGUUCAACCACUAGUAAAUACAACACCCUUGGUGUCAAACCAGCCACAUUACAAUGUCAAUAUGACUGGAAUCCAAGUGGGUCAUGAUUUCCUGAAUCUGACUUCAGAUAUCUAUAUGGCAGACAAGAGGGGAGCAAUAAUUGACAGUGGUACCACAUUGGCAUAUCUUCCACAAAUGAUUUAUGAACCACUAGUAAAAAAGAUACUCUCCUGGCAGAUGGAUCUGAAAUUGCAAUUGCUUCACGACCAAUAUACAUGCUUCGAUUUUGCCGGAAGUGUUGAUGAUGGAUUUCCAAUUGUGACCCUCCAUUUUCAAAAUUCACUUUCUCUGAGGGUUUAUCCCCACGAGUAUCUGUUCUCAUUUGAAGACUUGAUGUGCAUUGGUUGGCAAAACAGUGGCUUGGAGUCCCAGGAUAAAAAGAAUAUCACAAUUUUAGGAGAUCUGGUUCUUGCCAACAAGCUGGUCCUUUAUGAUCUAGAAAAACAUGCAAUUGGAUGGACUGAAUAUAACUGCUCGUCAAGUAUCCAAAUAAAGGACGAAAUCACUGGUUCAGUGCAUCUCGUUGGAGCUCACACUCUGUCUUGUGGUUGGGAAUUCACCCCCCCUGUUGUAUUCAUCUUACUGAUGAUGGCUGUGUUGCAUUGUUUUAUACAAUGACCAGUGACCACAAACAGAUCAGUAUAGGAAACACUGAAAAGUGGAAGGAGUAAAUGACCACAAAACUUCAUCCCAAAAUGUGUAUAAUAAUCUCAGAAAUUGGCUAAGCUUACAGUAUAAUUACAACACAGAAUUGUAGGUCAUUGCUAGUACGAUUUUGCGUUUUUGUAGGCUACAUUACAUGGUGUAAAUAGUUUGUACAGAUGAGAACAUAGUGUUAUUAUUUCCACAGAUUAUGGAGGUUAUAAUAUAUGCAUCCUAUCAUAUUGAGAUGUAAAAUUCCAGAAGGUCAUGGAUUGUUCUGAAAAAAGGCCUGGGUGAUUUUAUGAUGAAAGUUCUGCCAUAAUUUGAAAGGUACGUUUUUAUGUAA